UGUGACUCUGUGGCUUUUUAUGAAUGGGGAGGCCUCACCGCACCCACACUAUAAAAGGGGGACACAGUAGGUGAAGGUCUACACAUCAGGGGCUUGCUCUUGCAAAACCAAACCACAAGGCCGACUCUUCAGAAGGCAGAGCUUCGCCAUGCCCAGCCCAGCACUGCUCUGUUGCUGCCUGGUCCUCCUGGCCGGGGUGGGAGCCAGCCGACACCAGAGCACCCUAUCUGAGGACGACUGCACCCACUUCCCAGCCAGCCUGCCCCACAUGCUCCGAGAGCUCCGAGCUGCCUUCGGGAGGGUGAAGACUUUCUUUCAAAUGAAGGACAAGCUGGACAACAUACUGCUGACCGGGUCCCUGCUGGAGGACUUUAAGGGUUACCUGGGUUGCCAAGCCCUGUCGGAGAUGAUCCAGUUUUACUUGGAGGAGGUGAUGCCCCGGGCUGAGAACCACGACCCAGACAUCAAGGACCAUGUGAACUCCCUGGGGGAGAAGCUCAAGACCCUCAGGCUGAGGCUGCGACGCUGUCACCGAUUUCUGCCCUGUGAGAAUAAGAGCAAGGCGGUGGAGCAGGUGAAGAGCGCGUUUAGUAAGCUCCAGGAGAAAGGUGUCUACAAAGCCAUGAGUGAGUUUGACAUCUUCAUCAACUACAUAGAAACCUACAUGACAAUGAGGAUGAAAAUCUGAAACGUGCUGGAGAACAAAACACCCAGGAUGGCAACUCUUCUCGACUCUAGGACAUGAAUUGGAGAUCUGCAAAAUCCCAUCCGGGGAUGUAGGAGAGCCGACCAACUCCUUGGAGAACCCCGUCAUACCUCUCUCUUAGAAUAUUUAUUACCUCUGAUACCUCAACUCCCAUUCGUAUUUAUUUGCUGAGCUUCUCUGUGAACUACUUAGAAAGAAGCCCAAUAUUAUAAUUUUUUUCAGUAUUUAUUUUUUUUCACCUCUGUGUAAGCUGUUCUCAUAGGGUGAUACCCUAUGGUAUUUGAAUAUUUUAAGAGAAAUUAUAAGUUAUAUAAGAAAAAAAUGUGUCUUGGGGAGCCUACCGAAGCUUCCAUUCCAAGCCUGACCAUACUGUAUAGCUGUGGAGCUAUUUUCCCUGACUUCCCUAUAAUUUCUCUUGUCCCAGGGUCUGGGGCUCCUAGAUUGUUAUAAAGACUCUUAUCCUCUCAGGAAGGGUAAGAUAAUUAAUAUCCCAGUGGCUCAGAGGGAUUCCCUUGACCUCAUUCCCCAACCACUUCAUUCUUGAAAGCUGUGGCCUGCUUGUUAUUUAUAACAACCUAAAGUUGGUUCUAAUAGAACUCAGUUUUAACUAGAAGCAAUUUAAUUCCUCUGGGAAUGUUACAUUGUUUGUCUGUUUUCAUAGCAGAUUUUAAUUUUUAAUAAAUAAGUGAA
Nyctereutes procyonoides (raccoon dog) is the source of this 1396-nucleotide messenger RNA. It is a transcript of the gene IL10, whose product is annotated as interleukin 10. Gene Ontology annotation, biological process: immune response. The coding region runs from base 149 to 688 and encodes 179 amino acids. Gene Ontology annotation, molecular function: cytokine activity. The record is from RefSeq and is a predicted model, not a curated record. Lineage: Eukaryota; Metazoa; Chordata; Mammalia; Carnivora; Canidae. Gene Ontology annotation, cellular component: extracellular region. The transcript is spliced from 5 exons.